Oldenlandia corymbosa var. corymbosa is the source of this 821-nucleotide messenger RNA. NCBI's taxonomy places the organism in Eukaryota, Viridiplantae, Streptophyta, Magnoliopsida, Gentianales, Rubiaceae. The record is from the annotation of a GenBank genome assembly.
AUUAAAUUGAGAAUUAGAAAGACAACUCCCCUCUUCCUUCAGUCACAAUCAUUCUCUCUUUGCUUUUCUCUCUCCUCACCAUUUCCUCUUUACGUCUCUUUUUUCUCCUAAUUCAACCCAACUCUGCUAAAGAAGAACAGGGAGAAAUUCAGAGAAAAGGAAAGCUUUUCGGCUUCGGUUUCGUAAGAAAGAUUUUCGGAAAGUAGGCGAAAAUGAGCAACGAAUAUGAUUAUUUGUUCAAGCUGCUGUUGAUCGGUGAUUCUUCUGUCGGCAAGUCUUGUCUUCUUCUCAGAUUUGCCGAUGACUCCUAUGUGGACAGUUACAUUAGCACAAUUGGAGUUGAUUUCAAAAUUAGGACAGUGGAGCAGGAUGGAAAGACUAUCAAGCUGCAAAUUUGGGAUACUGCAGGCCAGGAGCGUUUUCGGACUAUAACCAGCAGCUACUAUCGAGGGGCCCAUGGAAUCAUUAUUGUCUAUGAUGUUACGGAGAUGGAGAGCUUCAACAAUGUGAAGCAAUGGCUGAAUGAGAUUGACAGAUACGCUAAUGACAGUGUGUGCAAGCUUCUGGUUGGAAACAAAUGCGAUUUGGUGGAAAACAAGGUUGUCGAUACUCAGACAGCAAAGGCAUUUGCAGAUGAGCUUGGGAUUCCUUUUCUUGAGACCAGUGCUAAAGACUCCAUCAAUGUGGAGCAGGCUUUCUUAACUAUGGCUGGAGAAAUUAAGAAAAAGAUGGGUAAUCAGCCACCUGCUGAUAAGAAGGCAAGAGGAACCGUCCCCCUGGAGGGGCAGCCAAUUGAACAGAAGGGCAACUGUUGUAGUUAA